ACAAAUGACGUGAAACUGUUGCGACAAUGACACAAUAAAUAGCGAUAUAAUCACUCAAAAUAAAUGUACAUGUCUACGAUUUUAAAACUUGGAAAGGGAGUGUUGUUGUUUUUUGUAUAAUUGUUAUAAUAACUGUUUUCCUCUCAAAUUUGUUAUCGUUUCUCAUAUAUAAUCUCAUCAAAUUCCGCGCUCCUGUGACAAGGAAAUUCCCCAUACGUGGUAUAAAUAAACAGUGCCUUAUGUCUGGCGUUUGUUUCGUGUUUAGUACAUUUUUUUUUUUUUUUAUCUAUGUCACAUGACUGAUUCGUGUCCUGACGCCAUCACCCUUCACGGAAGUCAGCACCGUAAUGAUGGUGGCCUCGUCGGUGUAGAGCGGUGUACAGGCAGGAAGAGGAUGUUUGCUUCCAGUGAAAGAAUAAUAUCACCUUAUUCCGAGUUUUGAUAGCAGAUUAAAGCGCCGUGUAGUUUUCCUACUGAGCCUGUGGAGAUCCAGACAGCUAAUUCCAUCUCCUGGAGGCGGCCCAAUAGGAUAAGAUGUCUCUGUUCCAGUCGGCACUGGAUUUCCUAGCCGGGCCCGGCUCGUCCGGAGCGGCCGGCCGGGACCAGAACGACUUCGUCGGACAAGUCGUUGAGCUGGGCGACAUGAAACUGAGGAUCAAGAGAGUGAUUGCCGAAGGAGGAUUCGCCUUCGUGUACGAGGCCCAGGACAUGAGCAGUGGCAAAGACUAUGCCCUUAAGAGGCUGUUGUCCAAUGAAGAAGAGAAGAACAAAGAAAUCAUACAGGAAGUCUGCUUCAUGAAAAAGCUGUCGGGUCAUCCAAACAUGGUUCAGUUCUGCUCUGCUGCAUCUAUCAGUAAGGAGGAAUCAGACACUGGACAGGCUGAGUUCCUGAUCCUCACUGAGCUGUGUAAAGGUCAGCUGGUGGACUUCAUAAAGCGGGUUGAGCAGAGGGCUCCCCUGUCAUGUGACACUGUGCUGAAAAUCUUCUACCAGGCGUGCCGCUCUGUGCAGCACAUGCACAAACAGAAACCUCCAAUCAUACACAGAGACCUCAAGGUUGAGAACCUCUUGAUUAGUAACCAGGGCACUAUCAAGCUGUGUGACUUUGGCAGCGCCACCACAGUAUCACAUUACCCCGACUACAGCUGGUCAGCACAGAAGAGGUCCAUGGUGGAGGAUGAGAUCACAAGGAACACCACUCCAGCAUACCGAACACCAGAGAUGAUCGAUCUCUACUCCAACUUUCCCAUCAAUGAGAAACAAGAUAUCUGGGCCCUUGGAUGCAUCCUCUACCUGCUGUGUUUUAAGCAGCAUCCAUUUGAGGAGGGCGCAAAGCUCCAAAUUGUCAACGGAAAAUACUCUAUCCCUCAGAACGAUAUCAAGUACACUGUGUAUCACGACCUCAUACGUUCCAUGUUGAAGGUUAACCCAGAGGAGCGUCUGUCUAUUACAGAGCUCGUCAACCAGCUCCAGGAGAUAGCAGCGGCACGCAACGUCAACCCCAAGUCUCCCAUUACGGAGCUGCUGGAGCAGAACGGAGGCUUUGGCAACAACGGAGCACAGCUGCCCAUGCAGAUCCACAACGUCCACAACAAUGCAGGCGUGUAUGAUCCUGAUCAGUCGGGCAGCGGCCUCUUUGAUAUCUUAAAGGGAGGAACAGAGCGCUUCCUGACCAACAUUAAGGACACUUCCUCUAAGGUUAUUCAGUCCGUAGCCAGCAACCCAAGCUACGCCAAAGGUGACUUGGAUAUUUCAUACAUCACCUCCAGAAUAGCAGUCAUGUCUUUCCCAGCAGAAGGGGUGGAGUCUGCAAUAAAGAACAACAUUGAGGAUGUCCGUCUGUUCCUGGAUUCACGUCAUGCUGGCCACUAUGCUGUCUACAACCUCUCUAAACGAUCAUACAGGCCUUCUCGAUUCCACAACAGGGUUUCAGAGUGUAACUGGCAGGUGCGACGUGCCCCAAACCUCCGCAGUCUCUACAGUGUGUGCAAGAACAUGCAUCUAUGGCUCAAACAGGACCAGAGGAACAUCUGUAUAGUGCACUGUCUGGAUGGCAGGGCAGCGUCAGCAGUGGCAGUUUGCUCCUUCUUGUGUUUCUGCCGGCUUUUCACCACAGCUGAGGCUGCUGUUUACAUGUUCUCAAUGAAACGCUGUCCACCUGGCAUAGCACCCUCACACAAGAGGUACAUAGAGUAUAUGUGUGACAUGAUGGCAGAGGAGCCCAUCGUCCCUCACAGCAAGCCCGUAAUUAUCCGCUCCAUCAUCAUGACUCCGGUGCCGCUGUUCAACAAGCAACGAAAUGGGUGCAGGCCAUUCUGUGAGGUUUAUGUUGGAGAUGAGCGGGUCCUAACAACAUCACAGGAGUAUGACAGGAUGAAGGACUUUAAGAUAGAAGAUGGGAGAGCAGAGAUUCCCCUCAAUGUCACAGUUCAGGGAGAUGUGCUGGUGGUGAUCUACCAUGCAAGAUCAACGCUUGGAGGACGCCUGCAGGCAAAGAUGGCAUCCAUGAAAAUGUUUCAGAUCCAGUUCCACACAGGCUUUGUGCCGAGAAACGCAACCACUGUCAAAUUUGCCAAGUAUGAUUUGGAUGCCUGUGACAUCCAGGAGAAGUACCCAGACCUGUUCCAGGUCAACUUGGACAUUGAAGUGGACCCCAGAGACCGACCCAGCGCCAAGUCCCCUCCGUGGGAGGGCUUCCAAACCAAGGGCCUCAACCCCAAGAUCCUUUUUUCCUCUCGUGAUGAACAGCAGGAGAUCCUUAGUAAAUUCGGUAAGCCUGAGCUGCCUCGUCAACCAGGUUCCUCUGCAUUUUAUGACUCAGAGUCACCCCAGACUGCUCAGACCCCAGAGAAUGCAACGGAACCAGAAUCUCCGAUAAAUGAUGAUAACAACUCCAACAACUUCUUCCAGACACUGGAUUGGGAAGAUGUGCGUGGCACUCAGGAUGCCUCAGGCAGCCAAGGAGGAGGAUCCAUGAAUGACCAGGAGGACUUGAGUGAUCAGUCAGAGGGGGAGUCCUGCUCUUACUCUGUCCCCAGUGGGGAACCGCUGUCACGUGACCCCAGCGAACCACUAUUUGAUGCUGACUUCCAGACCCCUCCUCCUGCAGCCCAGGAGUCUCCUCUUGAUGAUACAGCUGACCUCUUGGGGUUGAACUCUGACCUGGAACCUCCUUCCAUGUCCUCAAACGUUACCACUGCUCCUCAUAAAGUAGACCAGGGAGGUCUCAAAGCUGCUUCUAGCAACAGCGAUCUCCUCAAUGACUUGUUUGCGCCUCCUGCUGCUCAGACAGGCGCAGUGCAGAAAGACUUGUUUUUCAGUGGGCCAACCAGUGACGCUACGCCAGACUCGAAGCCCAUGGGCGACCUGUUCGAUCCAUUUGGGAUGGGGUCUAGCUCUGGUGUCGGCUCUAGUGUUGCUUCAUCUCGACAAGCGUCUGGACCGGACCUGUUUGGGGAUUUGUUGGCCUCUGAUAGUUCAGCUACCAGCGGAUUUAAUUCAGCUAACAGUAACCAGACUCCCGCUUCCAACACCAGCCUCUUCAACCUUAAUAAGCAUGUGAAUGACGUCCCUAAGAUGACAUCAUCAGCCAGCCAACCAGACCUGCUGGGUGGAUGGGACAGCUGGGCAGCUGGCACCACUGCUAGUAUAGGCACUGCCUCCAGCAAACCCAAAUACACCAAUAUGGCUUCUGGUGCGUCAUCGAUGUCAAAAGCCAAGUCUCAGACCUUUGAUCCUUUUGCUGACCUAGGAAAUCUGAGCUCCAAUUUACCAGGUCCCUCCAGUGGCAAUUUUUCUGGGCCUUCAUUUAACACGAAGGGUCCUUCCUCCUCUGCUAAGCCUCAAGCCCAGUCCUGGCAGUCUGGAAGACCCACAUCAGCCCAGAACAAAUCUUGGCUGCCAGGAUCAGGAUCUGGAUCGGCAUCUGCACCCAAAGCAUCCUCAGUGUCUCAGCCAGCAGGUGCUCAGCCCACAAAACCCAAUUACAAUCUCAACUUCUCUAGCGUCAUCGGUGGCAGAGAGGAGAGAGGAGUUCGUGGGCCUGGAUUUGGCCCCAAACCAAAGGUGAAGGAGGAUGAUUUUGAGGACCUGCUGUCAACUCAGGGUUUUGCUUCUAAGCUUAAUCAGAAGGGACCAAGGACCAUUGCUGAAAUGAGAAGAGAGGAAAUCACAAAAGACAUGGAUCCUCUUAAAUUACAGAUUUUGGACUGGAUUGAAGGGAAAGAGCGAAACAUCAGAGCGCUGCUAUCGACUCUGCACACAGUGUUGUGGGAGGGGGAAACCCGCUGGAAACCUGUGGGCAUGGCUGACCUGGUCACACCCGACCAGGUGAAGAAGUACUACAGAAAGGCUGUGCUGGUUGUCCAUCCAGAUAAGGCAACAGGCCAGUCUUAUGAACAGUACGCUAAGAUGAUCUUCAUGGAACUGAACGAUGCCUGGUCAGAGUUUGAGAACCAAGGAUCCAAAGCACUGUUCUAAAACCCCUGGCCUGGAUCCCAGCUGGACCAGACCAAACCAGACCAGACCAGAUAGGGCUGGAUUUGGCCUGACCUCACAAGGGUCAGACUGAGCCAGAUUGGACAGGACUGAGCCCACAUUGGGCCUUAGGGGUCACAGAGCCUCUGAGAGGUGUCCUCUCUACCAUUCCCUCCCUUCUACUUUACUUUCUUCUAUUUCUACAGUCAACAAAAAAGACCUUUUGCCUCAUAUCUGGCUGUAGUGGAAAUUUCCUCUGCGGCCCCUAAAUGCCCAGUUAAAUAAAUAUUGUGAUUCUUCUUAAACUCACUGCCUACCUGUACAACUGCCUGAGUGGUGCUGCAAAGAUCGGGAGGGAAGAAUAGGCGACAAUCACUUUGAGAAGACAAAAUCAGAUAAUACAAGAAAAUCAUUAAGAUGAUUGUCUGGCUUCAGAUAAAAAUACCCAACAUGGAAUGGGGAUACAUUUUGACUAUGGCUGUCAGUGUUUCAUUUAUUUUUGGCAGUUCCACUAACCAACAGUCAUUUAGCUGAACUGAACUGUGGCCAUGAAUUGUUCAGCAUGCCAGUCAAUGUGUAAGUCUGCAAAGUGUAACUUUAAAAGUUCUUAAGCUUAGUUGCCUCAAAAAAUGUCAGACGUUGCUUUUGAACCUUGGAACGUACCAGGCACAAGAAGAAAGGGACAAAAAAAAAAAACAACUCCCCAGAUCUGUUGAAAAUAUCCAUUCAAGCAUCAGAAGUGCUACUGCUGCACCAUUGGGGCUGACACUUGGUUGAGUUUAUUCUUGAGCCAUUCCCUCUCCAAGACUGUUGCCUGCUGAACACUACGAGUGCUGCUUCUACCAUUACAGUUGUUGCUGCACACACUGCUCAGACUGACGUUACAACGUGCCCCCUAACGUUUAGAACUUGUUUUGGACGCACUUGUUAUAAAACCAAGUGCGUGGUCUGUCGUUUUUGAAGUGCUCUUUUAAUUCCGCCCUCGUGGGCUACGCCGGUGUAGCUACCUGCAUGCUCUUCCACACCAAACUUCCAAACAGCAGGAGGUAGGUGUGUUUGACUUCAAUCCAGGGUAGUCCAAAACGGGCAGCAGCUCUUUUAUCAAAGUGCUCUUUUUCUUGUAGCAGAAACAGAAGAGUGUACAUGCCAGGUCUCUUUAAGCACCUAGUUUAGAAAGUAGUUUUUGUGCAGAGUGAGAGAUCAAAAAGUGAAGGAUGGAGAAGAGAAUAUGGCGAUUUAACUCUUCACUAUUAGUUUUAUGCUUUCUCGUAUCUUGACUUUGUUCAGUUUGUCAGUUAAUCAUCACUUCAAUGUAAAUAUCAAAAUGUCACCCAUCAAGUGGCUUUGUUCUGACUCCACCUUGGCAAGUGAUUUGUUACUGAGCUUCAUGCUUAGUUGUGUGAAUGGCUGUGUAGAGCAUGUGUGGAGAAUAAAAUCUUGUAGGACAUCAGGAUUUCUCGUCUGUCGUCACAAUCUUUUACAUUUUUUUUUUCUUAAUUUAAUUUUUUUCACCCUUUUCCACUCUUUUUAGUUGUUUUCAAAAAAUUUCCAACUUUUUUUUAUUUUUUAUCCUUUUUUUCAUUUCAUGUUUUACCUCAAGGACCAAUCAGUUCACCUGUUUUCUUAUUUAUUAUUAUGUGUUUUUGGGAAGGGUUGUUGACGUAUGAUAUUAAUGUUAAAGCUGAAAAUUAACAUAAUAUAUAAGUGGAAUGUGUUGAGGACAAGCAGGGCAGUUGAUCACAGUGAACGUCUCUUUUGCUGUUUUCAUUCCAAAGCAUUGACUAUUAAUACGAAUGUGCUUUUACAAAUAUAUAUAUAUCCAAUGUUGUGAUGUGUUUCAUUUUUUGUCUGUUCGGUAUGUCUUUUUUAUUAUUUACUUGUUCUUGCUUCUUCUUUUUUUCCUCCUAUGGCAGAAUAGAUGUUGCUUCUGUUGUGCAUUUUGACAUUCUGUUAAAACUCCAACGCGAGGGCCCAGCAAAACUUGAGUAAGAAAAAGAUGAUUAAACUGAUGUCAAGACUUCCUUUGACACUAUGAUGACAGUAUAAAGAGGGAGAUUGGCAAAAAAAAAAACCACACAUCAGCAGUGUUUACCAAAUUGUAUCCUACUAAUAUGAAUGUAGAUUUCAAUGCAAAAACAAAACUAUUAAAAUCCAUCUUGAUCUGAGGCAAA
Mugil cephalus (flathead mullet) is the source of this 6647-nucleotide messenger RNA. RefSeq names its product cyclin G associated kinase (gene gak). The coding region runs from base 535 to 4479 and encodes 1314 amino acids. Gene Ontology annotation, cellular component: cytoplasm. The transcript is spliced from 30 exons. Gene Ontology annotation, biological process: regulation of clathrin-dependent endocytosis; positive regulation of Notch signaling pathway; protein phosphorylation. Gene Ontology annotation, molecular function: ATP binding; AP-2 adaptor complex binding; protein serine/threonine kinase activity. Lineage: Eukaryota; Metazoa; Chordata; Actinopteri; Mugiliformes; Mugilidae. The record is from RefSeq and is a predicted model, not a curated record.